Messenger RNA from Colletotrichum higginsianum IMI 349063, 2400 nucleotides. Its product is annotated as C2H2 finger domain-containing protein. Gene Ontology annotation, cellular component: chromatin. Bases 1 to 2400 code for a protein of 799 amino acids. The record is from RefSeq and is a predicted model, not a curated record. Gene Ontology annotation, molecular function: RNA polymerase II cis-regulatory region sequence-specific DNA binding; zinc ion binding; DNA-binding transcription factor activity, RNA polymerase II-specific. NCBI's taxonomy places the organism in Eukaryota, Fungi, Ascomycota, Sordariomycetes, Glomerellales, Glomerellaceae. Gene Ontology annotation, biological process: DNA-templated transcription; regulation of transcription by RNA polymerase II. The transcript has 3 exons.
AUGCCCGGCGCAAGCGUUGCGGUUCUUCCUACGUCCGCUUCAUCAACACCGGCCUCGCGCAAGGCAUCACUAGCCCCAGAACGCAAAUACAAGUGCCAGUUUUGCAAUCGAGCCUUCAGCAGAAGCGAGCAUCGCAGUAGGCAUGAGCGAUCCCAUACCAAGGAGCGCCCCUUCAAGUGCAUGAAGUGUCGUAGCACAUUCGUUAGACGUGAUCUUCUCCUCCGACACGAUCGCACUGUGCAUGCCAAAGAUGGAGGGGUCCCUCUUCACAGCGAUGGUAAGCGACGUUCGGGUCCUAAGACGCGAGCUAUUGGCGGUCCUGCAAAGACACCCAUGCUCGACCAGUCCGCGUUAGAUCAGAUCGAAGCCGCCUCUCACGACGGCACUUUCGACAUCGAGACCGCUGCCAUGCUUGUCGCCGACUUCCAACACAAAGCCGCCGCCGGUGCACGCUCAGGAGGCAGCCCAUCGAUGCCCUACUCGCCGCAUACCAUGGAGCCUACCGUCGCGUAUCCUUCAGGUGCCAUCCCCGUGCCUCAAUGGGAGAGCUUCAUGUCUCAAUCGUCCGACGCCAAAGCACACUCGAUCGCAUCGUCGGCAUCCGGCUCCUUCGAGUCGCAGCAGUCCUUCAACAGUACAGGGACCAUACAGCCACACAACGCCCAGCUUCCACCUAUCAACGGUCAGACGUGUAAUGGUCUCGUUCCCGCACUCCAGUCCAUGAUCAACUCUCUACCGAACUCUGGAGCCGGUACACCUGUGCCGCAGAGUCCCUACGUCAGCGAGGCGACUUUGUCUGCCGCAGGCUUCCGAGCCCCCCAGGUCGCCAACGACGACGAGCGAAACCAAAUUCUCGACAAUAUUCGUGCUCAAGAUACGGAACAUGCCAUUCCUGAGGGUUUCCGCCUUCCAAACCUGGCGUCGCUGAACCGAUUCCUGUCCACCUACUUUGGGCUAUUUCAUCACCACCUCCCGUUUCUGCACCCCGCCUCCUUCGACUCAACUACGGUGUCUCCUGCUCUGCUCCUUGCCGUGCUGAGCAUCGGGGCGCUCUAUGCGUUUGAUCAGGAUCAGGCCUACAUGCUCCACAUCGGAUCCAAGGUCUUGGUCAACCAGUUCCUUCAGAACAAGGAGAACUUUAGCUCGCGCAAGUGCCCGCUUUGGACGAUGCAAGGUUCGCUCCUGAACAUGAUCUUUGCCAGCUGGAGCGGUGAUCCGAAGGGGCUUGAGUGGGCCUGUUCCAUCAAGAGCCUGCUCGCCAACAUGGUGGCUGGAAACCGGUACGAGCUGAAGCUUCGCCAGGAGGCUCGCUCUGGCGCCCAUCCCACCCGCAACGAGUGGAUCGAGGACGAAGGUUGCCGACGCACAUACUACGCCGUUUACAUCUUCUUUGGCCUGCUCACUCUGACGUACAAUCACACGCCGGCCAUUAGCUUCAAUGAGUUUGAGGACCUGCAGCUUCCUUCUACGGAGGCGCUCUGGAACCUCAAGGUUGCGGGCGAGGCCUCUUGGCAUGAGCAUCUGAAGGCGUCGCCUGUGGUCACGUUUAUGGAGGCGCACGACAACCUGUUCCAGGGAGAGACACUCCGGUACAGCGCGUUUGCGUCGCGGGUCAUGAUUAACGCCCUGUUCCUCGAAGUGUGGUACCACAAGCGCAGUCCUGAGGCUCUCCAAGACGUUGUGACUGAGUAUAAGCUCAGACUCGCGCUCGAGACGUGGGAGAAAUCCUGUGAGCUUUGCGAGCCUGAGACCGUGGCGGUCCCGUUGAGUGCUCCCCACAAGGGACAUCCCCUCAUCUUCAACGCCAAGGCUAUGUACCGGAAUGCGCGGGCUCGCCUGGAGGUUGACUUGAAAUCCGUGCAAGAGGCAUUGCGCUACCACGAUUCCUACGAGGUCGCAGCUGCCAUGUCGAACGCGCGGGAUCGCGUCAAGCGCUCCAGUGAGAUGAUCAAGGUCAUCCAGGAGUGCUACAACUGCAUUGAGAUUGCUGUGGUACAGGGCGUCCGCUGGGUUGCACGCACCUCGCCGACGAACUGGAGCGUUGAGCAUGCCUUGUGUGGCCUUGACCUGAUGAUUGUCCUCUCGCUUUGGCUCUACCGUCUGGAACACGACGAAGAACAAGCUACAGAGGAAGAGCUUGCCAUGUACAACAAGGUCCGGCUGCUCUUCGACAAGGACCUCGAUGAAGCGUUCGCUACCCAGCUGAGCUCUGUCGUUGCCCGGCUGUGGGGCAGCAUGCUAGACGAGGUCGUGGUCUGGGGAAUCACCAGACUCAUGGGCGAAUCAUUCCGCCUCCAUGCGCAAGCACUUGUCGGCUAUGUCGACGACAUGGAAGCAUCCUCAAGCGUUUCGACCCCUUCGAUGAUUUCUCAGGGGGCCGACGAGGACAGCGUGUACUAG